AAAGAAGCUUCAGAUUCGCCAUCGCUUUAUUCCCGUUUAGCAGCUCGUUAGCAGAGUUUACAACCUGACAUAGCCAUGGAGGUGACGAUGGACCCAUUGUUUCUUGCAUGGAGCUAUUUCAGGAGGCGAAAGUUUCAACAGUGUUCAGAUAUUUGUAGCAAAAUAUUGCAAGAUAGUCCCUACGACCAGGACUCAUCUUUUCUUAUCUCUGAGGCAGCAUGGAGCUUAAAAACCAGAGCCCUCACAGAGAUGGUGUACAUCGAUGAAGUUGAUGUUGAUCAGGAAGGGAUUGCUGAGAUGAUGCUAGAUGAAAGCUCUAUUGCACAAGUUGCACGACCUGGAACAUCACUGAGACUCCCUGGAACAAGUCAGGGUGGUGGUCCCACUCCAGCAGUCAGGCCUAUGACACAAUCAGGGCGUCCUAUCACAGGAUUUGUGAGACCCAGCACACAGUCAGGGCGUCCAGGAACAAUGGAGCAGGCAAUCAAAACUCCGCGUACUGCAAGCACAGCGCGUCCUGUCACUAGUUCUUCUGGUAGAUUCAUUCGUUUGGGAACUGCUUCAAUGCUAACCAAUCCAGAAGGACCUUUCAUAAAUUUGUCGAGAAUAAACCUGUCCAAGUAUUCUCAAAAGCCAAGUUUGUCCAGGACUUUAUUUGAGUACAUCUUUCACCAUGAAAACGAUGUUAAAAAUGCUUUAGAUUUAGCAGCUCAAGCUACUGAGCACGCACAAUUUAAAGAUUGGUGGUGGAAGGUUCAACUAGGAAAAUGUUACUACAGACUUGGUUUAUACAGAGAAGCAGAGAAACAGUUUCGAUCAGCUCUCAACCAGCAGGAGGUGGUAGAUACAUAUCUCUACCUCACAAAGGUUUAUCAACGCAUGGAUCAACCAAUAACAGCCCUCAACCUUUUCAAGGAAGGCCUGGACCACUUCCCUGGUGAGGUCACUCUUCUAACGGGAAUCGCCCGCAUCCAUGAGGAGAUGAACAACAUUACUUCAGCCACAGAGUACUACAAAGAGGUCUUGAAGCAGGAUAACACACACGUAGAGGCAAUCGCCUGCAUAGGCAGUAAUCACUUCUAUACCGACCAGCCUGAGAUCGCCCUGCGGUUCUACAGACGACUUCUCCAGAUGGGUGUAUAUAACUGCCAGCUGUACAACAACCUGGGCCUCUGCUGUUUCUAUGCACAACAGUAUGACAUGACUCUGUCCUCAUUUGAGAGAGCUCUGGCACUGGUUUCCAGUGAUGAAGAGCAGGCGGAUGUCUGGUACAAUAUUGGGCAUGUUGCUGUGGGCAUUGGGGACUUGACGCUGGCAUAUCAGUGUUUUAAACUGACCCUGGCUUUCAAUAAUGAUCAUGCUGAGGCCUACAACAACCUGGCGGUACUGGAACUGCGAAAAGGUCAUAUUGAGCAGUCGAAAGCCUUCCUGCAGACAGCCGCGUUGCUGGCCCCUCACAUGUAUGAGCCGAACUUCAAUCUCUCCAUUCUGUGUGAAAAGAUUGGAGACCUUCAGAGCAGUUACACUGCAGCUCAAAAGUCUGAGGACGCUUUUCCAGAGCACAUCGACACUCAGCAGCUCCUCAAGCAGCUUCGGCAGCACUUUGCAGUUCUGUGAGCCGUCAGACACCCAACCAAAAAG
Gambusia affinis (western mosquitofish) is the source of this 1641-nucleotide messenger RNA. RefSeq names its product tetratricopeptide repeat domain 8 (gene ttc8). Lineage: Eukaryota; Metazoa; Chordata; Actinopteri; Cyprinodontiformes; Poeciliidae. Gene Ontology annotation, cellular component: ciliary basal body; BBSome; non-motile cilium. The record is from RefSeq and is a predicted model, not a curated record. Bases 76 to 1617 code for a protein of 513 amino acids. Gene Ontology annotation, molecular function: protein binding. Gene Ontology annotation, biological process: non-motile cilium assembly. The transcript is spliced from 15 exons.